Messenger RNA from Symbiodinium natans, 1089 nucleotides. The record is from the annotation of a GenBank genome assembly. NCBI's taxonomy places the organism in Eukaryota, Dinophyceae, Suessiales, Symbiodiniaceae.
AUGGCCGACGGCGACGCAGCAUACUUCAGCGGCCCACUGCAGCUGAUUCAGAUCGACGAUGAUGGCAAGUGCCACCUUCAGGAGAAUGCCGCGGCCAUCCUCAACCAGAUUCCGGGGAGACUGGCGAUCGUGGGCAUUGCCGGGUUGUACCGGACCGGGAAGUCCUUCCUUCUGAACCGUUUGCUAGGUUUGCAGGACGGUUUCGAGAUUGGCCCGACCAUCAAUCCGUGCACGAAGGGCCUUUGGAUUUGGGGCCAGCCAGUUCAGCUGGCGCCGGACUACUUCUGCGUCCUCAUCGACACGGAGGGCCUGGGCUCAACGCAACGCACAGCGAGCUGUGACAUGCAGAUCCUGUCGCUUUGCAUCCUGCUGUCCUCGUACUUUAUCUACAACUCCAUGGGGGCGAUAGACGAGCAGGCCAUUGACGAUCUCCAUCUUGUGCUGCACCUGGCGAAGCACAUCCAUGUGAAGAGCCACCGCCGCAACGAGGAGGAGAAGUCUGCGGACCUGGCCCAAUAUUUUCCUCUCUUCCUCUGGGUUCUGCGAGACUUCCACCUCCGCCUGGCCGACGAGCCGCUGGGCACGUUAAGUCAGGAGUAUCUGGAGCGAGCCUUGCAGUCUGUUCGAGGUCAAGACGACAAGAAUAAGCUGCGGGAUGUCAUCAAGGACGUCAUCCGGGACCUUUUCCGGGAGCGCGACUGCGCCACCAUCGUGCGGCCUGUAGUGGAUGAGGCAGACCUGCGCAACAUCCAGAAGCUGCCGUACGAGUCCCUGCGUCCGGAGUUCCGCGAACAGGUGGAGGCCUUUGUGAAGAAGGUGUACAUGUUCCUGAAACCCAAGAAGAUCGAUGGACAGCCGAUAAACGGGGCCAUGCUGGUGGAGUUGGCCGGCGAGUACUGUAAGGCCAUCAACAGCAGAGUUGUUCCGACGAUCCAAUCUGCCUGGACGUCCGUGGUACAGCACCAGCUGCGACUGUCACUGAGGGAUGCAGUCCAGCUGUACCGCUCGAGGAUGAAUGAAACGGCGAUGCAGCACCUGCCCGUCUCAGACGAAAAGCCCGUUGGCCGAAGAAGAAGAAGACUUUCUUGA